AUGGCAUCAGGCGUGCUACACAAAUUCCUCCACCUAACCAAUUUCCGGAGCCCUUUCCUUCGCACGGCAGUGCCUAGCGUCGCAGCGGCCUUCGCCUUGCAGACAGCCGUAGCUAUCCCGUCGAUUGCCGCCCAAAGCGAGCGUUUCUACGAUGUUUCCGGCUCCGCGACGUUCCUGACUGUUACUCUGCUGAGCUUGUACCUUCCUAGCCUUCGUGCCCGCGCCGCUGCAUCGCUGGCCGGUGGUGCACCGAAGCCGCCGUUGCCGAGUCUGUUGGGUCCGUUUGCGGCGGGCGCGGGCUUCCAUUGGCGACAGGUGGCGCUGAGCGCUGCGGUGGUCUUUUGGUCCGUUAGGUUGGGCACAUACCUCUUCCGCCGCGUCCUCCACCAAGGCCACGACUCCCGCUUCGACACGCUCCGGGGGUCGCCGGGGAAGUUCGCAGGCGCCUGGUUUGGCCAAGCGACGUGGGUGUCGCUGUGUCUAGCACCCGUGUUAGCCGUCAACGCGGUCCCGGCCGCGGCGCUCGCCGCCGUGCCGCUACGGAUAACCGAUAUUUUGGGCCUGUCGCUAUUCGUCGGUGGAUUCGCGCUCGAGAUCAUCGCUGAUCGGCAGAAGGGCGAGUGGCUGCGCCGUCGUAAGGAGAAGCUGCAUGAUGAGCCGUUCAUGACGAAGGGUUUGUGGAGUCGGAGCCAGUACCCUAAUUACUUGGGUGAGUGUACGUUGUGGACGGGUAUAGCUACCACAGCCGCCGGUGUCUUGGUAGCACGUCCGGUUCAGAUUGGACUUGGGUUUCCGGGUGGCUUGUUGGGCAAGCUCCUGGUCUUGGCAGCGUCGUUUGUUAGCCCGGCAUUCGUAACCUUUUUGCUAUUAAAAGUGACGGGCGUGCCGUUGAGUGAGAAGAAGUAUGAUGCCAAGUAUGGUCAUCGCAAAGAUUAUCAGGAGUGGAAGCGAAAUACACCCAAAUUCUUCCCUAAGUUAUACUAG
Molecule: messenger RNA, 984 nt
Organism: Daldinia vernicosa
Lineage: Eukaryota; Fungi; Ascomycota; Sordariomycetes; Xylariales; Hypoxylaceae
Product: DUF1295-domain-containing protein
Exons: 3
Coding region: 1-984 (327 amino acids)
Biological process (GO): lipid metabolic process
Cellular component (GO): membrane
Molecular function (GO): oxidoreductase activity, acting on the CH-CH group of donors
Source: RefSeq, a predicted model, not a curated record